Molecule: messenger RNA, 467 nt
Organism: Actinia tenebrosa (Australian red waratah sea anemone)
Lineage: Eukaryota; Metazoa; Cnidaria; Anthozoa; Actiniaria; Actiniidae
Source: RefSeq, a predicted model, not a curated record
AUGUAUUGGUGUGCUGUUGUAUCAGUGUGUUGUAUCAAUGAAUUGGUGUGCUGUUGUAUCAGUGUGUUGUUGUAUCAAUGUAUUGGUGUGAUGUUGUAUCAGUGUAUUGGUGUGCUGUUGUAUCAGUGUGCUGUUGUAUCAGUGUAUUGGUGUGCUGUUGUAUCAGUUGUAUUGUAUCAGUGUAUUGGUAUGCUGUUGUAUCAGUGUGCUGUUGUAUCAGUGUAUUGGUGUGCUGUUGUAUCAGUGUGUUGUUGUAUCAAUGUAUUGGUGUGCUGUUGUAUCAGUGUGUUGUUGUAUCAAUGUAUUGGUGUGCUGUUGUAUCAGUGUGUUGUUGUAUCAGUGUAUUGGUGUGAUGUUGUAUCAGUGUGUUGUUGUAUCAGUGUAUUGGUGUGCUGUUGUAUCAGUGUGCUGUUGUAUCAGUGUAUUGGUGUGAUGUUGUAUCAGUGUGUUGUUGUAUCAGUGUAUUG